AUGCCUCCAGCCGAAGCACAGGAUGUUGGCUUUGAGACCGCCCUUGCCUUGGCGCGUGAAGAUGACGACAAGAAUAAGAGCCUUCUCUACUUGAAGCCCUCUUCCUACCAAUCUCUUCUUGUGCGCUUGCAGAGUGAGAUAUGCUUUGGACUCGACCUCGACCUCGGCAACUCCGACUCCGACUCCGACUCCGACUCGGAACCAGAGUACGAUGCUGACACCGACCCCGAGUCCCUCCUUGACAAGCUUCGGAUCGAAUACGACCCCAUCAAUGGCCUUCUGAGCUUCAAAAUGCCCGAGUCGCGGAUCCACUCCGCCUUUGCUGCCCAGGUCUCCCACAGCAUCACUGCUGCCACUUGCCCUUUCCUUCCAGUCUUCCAGGCCCUCGGCGCACCCAAUAUCACUCUCAUGCCCGGUAGCAGCACGAACAACAAGAUCAGGGGCAACAGGUAUCCUGAUAUUUCUUGGGGCCGCCUCUGUCUGGAAACAAACCCGCCCGUUGUCGCCAAAGUCGCCUACACCGACCCGACCAAACUCUCCAGACUGCAAAGGAGGUGCGAGGGCUUCCUCAAAGGCACGCAUGGCCUCCGCCAGGUCCGUACCGUCAUUGCUUUCAAUAUUUACAAUCCCACCGCGCCGUCCAACUUGGUGGCCAUCAUGCAUCACCUCAACCAGUGCUCCGUUGGCGUCUAG
This is a messenger RNA of Colletotrichum destructivum, 693 nucleotides long. RefSeq lists its product as uncharacterized. Lineage: Eukaryota; Fungi; Ascomycota; Sordariomycetes; Glomerellales; Glomerellaceae. The transcript has 2 exons. The record is from RefSeq and is a predicted model, not a curated record. Bases 1 to 693 code for a protein of 230 amino acids.